AUGUAUAUCAUAGAUCCAGAAACGGUUGCACUACUGAACGCGACGCAAGCCUACGAUUGCUUAAGGAGCGUUCCCUUUAAUCCGGCCGUUGCGACCCAACUGCUCCAGUACGUGAACGACACAAUCCAAUUCCACAGCACCCUUGCCUACCUCGCAGAGCCUCCUCGCGGAUAUCAGCAGCCGGCUGUCGAUCUACUCGCUGGACUUGCUGAGAUACAGCGCCGUAUCAAUAAUGGCUUGUUCCUCAGCGAGCAUGACUUUGAGUCUGCCCUGUAUAGACUCCUCACUGCGGCCCACGAUGACCAUCUCACCGCCACCGGAGGUAUCCUCUCGACAUUUGUCUUCGGAGCCCCGUGGGAUAUCGUCUCCGUAUCCGUUGAUGGAACAGAGCCUCCAAAGGUCUAUGUCUCAGAUGACCUGCUGGCCAACGAGUCACACGCUCUAACCUGGCAACCUUCAGCGAUCUCCGCGAUCAACGGCCAAGACGUGGUCGAGUACCUGGCGGAAUUCGCAGCUGAAAAUUCCAUCGGCAAGCUCGAGCCGCACGCGGACUGGAACAUGUUGAUGAGAAGCGGGGCCUUGGACGCCCAGGGGUUCCUGGAAGUCUUCUUUGGAGGUGCUAGCUUUUAUCCUGGUGAUACGAUUGCCCUGACCUUCGAGAACGGCACGGUCAUAGGGCCGGAGCCAUGGCAGGCCAUCUAUUUGAGUCGCGGCGACACAGGACCGCUUCAAACAGGAGGAGACUUCUACAAUUUCUUUGUCCUGGGCCACUACCCUGCAUCCUACGUCCCUGAGGGAGACUCGGAGGGACGCCAUCUGGACAAAACUGCAUCGAGUACGCCCAUUAACACUCCUUCCCCUACGCCCUCCACAUUGGCCUCGACUACAGCCUCGUCAUGGCCCACAGCAUAUCCAACUCCUGAGCCUAUAUUACCAGGACGGAAGCCUGGCGACACGACGCUGCCACGAGUGUUCUUUUUGCACGACUCUUCCGUGGCUGUCCUGAGUAUCACGGACUUUGCGGCAUAUGAGGACACGGCCCAGGAGUUUCUGCGCACAGUCAGUAGUUUCCUUCGACGCAGUAAGGAGGCAGGUCUGAAGAAGGUCGUUAUCGACGUGCAGCAGAACCGCGGUGGACAGGUUUUUCUGGCAAUCGAAACAUUCAAGCUAUUCUUUCCCACUAUCACACCAUUUGCAGCAAGCCGCAGACGUGCCCAUACAGUGGCUGAUGUCCUCGGCAACUCUUUCACGUCCUACUGGGAAGAGCUCCCGAGUAACUGGACCGACGACCGUCGAUUUCUCUCUACAAAUGAAUGGCUGAUACAGAAUCGAUUAGACCCGGAUACAGGUGAUGAGUUCGCCUCAUGGGAGGACUAUUUUCGAUCAACAUCCGCUUAUAGGGUUGAUAACUUUACGAAGGUCGAACAAUACAAUCUAACAGACGGCGCCUUCAUUCGCGAAGCAAGUGGCAUCCACAUAGAAGAUCUGGAUGGCUCCGACAACCCACCAUAUGCGGCGGAAGAUAUUCUCAUUCUGAGCGACGGGCUAUGCUCGUCCUCGUGUGCCAUGUUCAUGGAGAUGAUGCACCACGAAGCCCAAGUCCGCACCGUCGCCGUGGGAGGCAGGCCGGACUACACUCCGAUGCAGGCCCCAGCAGGAACACGCGGAGCAGCAUCUUAUGACAUUGGACAGAUGGACCUUGAUGUCUACAAUGCGCUGCUUAUCAACAAUGCGACUCCGCCUUUCCUCCCGGACCGCAGACUCGACUUCCUUCUCUUUUCCGCCAGCGUCAACCUCCGAGACCAGAUCCGCCGCGACGAUCCGUCCAACACGCCGCUGCAGUUCAGAUACGAGGCUGCAGACUGCAGGAUCUUCUUCACCCCCAAGACGUGGUACAACUACACCGAACUUUGGAAUUAUGCAGCCGAGGCCGCUUGGCACAACCCCGCGCUUUGCAUUGCAAAGUCAACAACCAACUACACAAGCCCACGUCCAACACCUUACCAAGUGGACAUCACUCCUCCCAAUGACAGUAGCAGCAGCAGCACCCCUUCACGGCAGUCGACCUGGGAACAAGACUCCGAUCAGGACGACUACUACACCAACGACCCAGCCAACGACAUCCUGGCAGGUCAGCGGCGCAUCACCGCCAUCACAGGCCGUAAAUGCACAACAGACUUCGAAUGCGGAGGCAAUUUCCUGUGUAGAGAGGUGCCCGUGUGCGAUGAGCACGGCCAGGUGAAGAACCGCAGGCGAUGCGCUGCCGCAUGCUCCAAAUUCGGCGAGAGAAGGGGACAGUCCUGCUCCAAAGCCUCGUGUAAUGUCGAAAAAGAAAUUCUUCAGCAGGCACCCAGGGUCGGUCGCAAAUGGGGGCUCGGAACCGGUUACUGUGUCCCUCCCCGGCCUAUCUGCCGUCAAGCUGAGCCUGAUCACCAGGAUUUCGGUCCGCUUGUCACAGAGCUCCCGCCUGUCAUAGACGAUAUAUGCAAGGCCAACCUGCCGGAGGGCUACUCCCUUGACUGUUUUCUCUACGAUGGGGAGUUCCAGAAGUGCUAUUCAUGGCAUGACGGCCAAUAUAUUCGGUACUGUACCAAUGAACAGCUCGACGAGCUGGAGAGACAAUGGACCAAUUACGGUUGUUCCACUUCUGAAGACUAUGGUUCAGUGUGUUGGGAUUCAGACAAACCGUCUGUUACCAUCACUCGCCAUCAGGGUGACGAGUCUAAGUGGCUGGCAAAGCAUGGCUCUGCUUUCGAAUCCAGCUAUCCGUAUUGA
Messenger RNA from Aspergillus puulaauensis, 2775 nucleotides. RefSeq lists its product as uncharacterized. Gene Ontology annotation, biological process: proteolysis. The record is from RefSeq and is a predicted model, not a curated record. Lineage: Eukaryota; Fungi; Ascomycota; Eurotiomycetes; Eurotiales; Aspergillaceae. Bases 1 to 2775 code for a protein of 924 amino acids. Gene Ontology annotation, molecular function: serine-type peptidase activity. The transcript has 3 exons.